CGUAUAGUUUUUCAUUAUUAAUUGCAGUGAAGACGAUUGUGUAUAUUAAUUAAUGUAUAAAAAUAAUAGAAAAGUUGUCAACUAUUGUUUUCUAACAAAGUUCAAGCUUGUGCAUUUAAAAGUUUUGUUUUGAGUAUGCAAAUAACCAUAAUUUUCAGAUAUAAUGACCGAAUUCAAAAUGUUUGAAAUUGACCCUAAACUGUUUAUCACUUGUAGACUUUGCUUAGAAAGUACGGGAGCUUACCAAAUAGUUCCUUCUGUGCAACAACAAAUUAAGUUCUGUUAUGAAAUUGAGGUUGAUCCUUUUGACGCACUACCACAGUUAAUUUGUAAGGAUUGUGAGUCAAUAUUAAGCACAUAUUUUAAAGUAAAAACUAAUUAUGUAGAGAAGCAAAAAAAAUUAAGGGAAAGACUACAACUUAAAAAUAAUCAUUCCCCGGGGACAACACACAGUCUAGCAAUACAGCAGGAAGAUGAUAAUGUAACUUCGUCUCAAGAGAUAUCGAGCGAGGGGAAUAUUGAAAACAGGAAGAGAAUUAUUAGCUUUCGUAGAUCUUUGUCAGAAGCAUCAGAUAGUAACUGUUCGGAAAAACCAAAAGACAAAAGAAAAAAUACCUUGGAAUCCACAAAAGAGCCAGAUGUUUCUGAACUGGGUUACAAGAAGUGGUUCAUAUGUAGAUUUUGUAACCAUCAGUGUAGCAGUAAAUCGAAAAUUAUAAGACACAUAAAUAAACAUUCGUCAAUGAAACAAAAGUAUAUAAAUUUGAUAAAACGCGACUGUUAUGUGAAAUUAGAAAAAUUGGAUAAUAAACCAAAUAUAUGUAAAUCCAAAAAGUAUGUUGUGCAUAGUCCUGAUAGAAUAACUCAUUCCGCGCAUAACUUUUAUUAUAUUAUUAUUAAGGCCAAAGAAAACACCCACAAUAGAUCUGAUGGUGAAUCAACUCCGGAACUAAAAGAUGUUCCUAAAUCAGACGAUAGCGAUGAUAAUAAAAUUCCGAUGAGUUGCAAAAAUAGACGACGAAAGAAUAGAAUACUUUCUAAUGAUACUAUUGUUAUCGGAAAUGACGAUUUAGAUACUUCUAUGUUAGACGAUACACAAGAAGCACCAGCAACACCUAAUCUUACAGAGAUAAGUGGAAAUGAAUGCAUUAAAAUUGAUGACUCUGACACUGAUUCAUUCAAAAGCAGCGAGAUUUUAACAAACAGUAGUACAACUUCAUCCUCAUCAGUAAAAAAUAAUGAGUGUAAAACCAUAAAUAAUAUAAUAUCCCUGUGUUUUAAGAGACAUUUAAAAAGAUUGGAAUCUAACGAUACUGAUGAUGAACCCAAUCUUACUACAGAAACACAUACAGCCAAAUUAGAUUCUCAAAUUAAACACAAAGUUUUAAGUAUAGGCAAAAAGAUGAUAAAUAAUUCUGCAUUUAGUUGUACUGGUAUAUUAAGAUAUUUGGAGCAUCAAAAUCUUGAAAUUGUAUGGACUCCUAAAAUAUCAAAUACAUCGAAUAAAAAGUCCGAUUGCGUUAGAAUAAUGAUGAAAUUAAAGAAUCGUGAUGAGAAUGAUGGCGAGUCUGGGUGGAAAGUUUUAGAGAAUCCAAACAUAGAUGGACAACCUAAAGGUAUAGAUGAUAACGCUAUUGAAAACGAGGCAAUUCCUAAGACCGUUUAUACAUGUAAUAGUAAGAGCGAUCAAAAUAACAUUGGAAGUAUUCAAGAUGAUAGCACAGAGAAUGAAGCCGAAACAGCGGUUAAUAUCGCUCGGGAAAAAGAUAGAUUGUUAAAAAAACUUCUAAACGAGAAUCCUGUACCGAACCCCAAAAAAUUAACAAAAAAAAUACAUUUGGCUAGUUUGUCUAUCAAUAAGAAAAAGAGAACGAAAAGCAAAGAAAACAAAUCAGUUCCAAUUGAAAUGCCAAUUAUUGAAACAGAUGAUAUGGUAAUGCCAGUAAUAACAUCGACUGUAUCUUUAGCAACGGUAGGAGACGCUGAAAAAAAGCAACGCAAGCGUAGCGGGAUACCAACCGUACCGAUUUCACUAAUUGCGGAACCGAUUAGCAGUUCGAGUACAAUACAAUCAAAAGACAGGAUGAAUCCAGAACAAGAACCGGUUGCAAAUUUUCCGAGAAUAAAAGUGAAACCUGCAUCCCAGUUGAUGUCAAACCCUGCUUUAAAUAUGGCAAAACAAUAUAUUUCGCAAACUAACAUGUUUACUCAAAGUCAGAAUGUAAACAUGGCAUAUCAAAAUAAUUUUAACGACGUUAAUAUGAAUAUGGCACCGAUACCUAUAUUAGACAAUGUGACCGGUUAUCAAACCAAUACUUUCACACGGGCAUUAUUUGGAGAAAAUUCUGUAUCAAAUAUGCCGAUGUCAUGUGAAAAAAAUGCUAGAGAAAUUGUUGUAAUGCAUUCAGUUGAUCUGCCAAAUACGAGAACAAAUAGCCCCUUUGACUAUUUAAAAAGACUGUUACAAAUUCAUAAUAUUUACUUAUUAAGCCCAACUGAAGUGACACCAGAUAUUAUCAGAGAUUUUAUUUGUCUAUUAAAAUUCAAGUUAGUUUUUCAGCAAGAAAGUGCAUCGCCGGUAGCGCUUUGUUUAGCUCUGUUCAACUUGAGAGAGAAAUUUUUUAUUAAAGUGAAAGGUAUUAACGAUUUAGAUAUUGACAUAUGUCGGUUAUCUCCCAACUGGCAAUGGGAAAUUCUCAAAGUUUAUUCCGGAGAAGUAGUCUCCAAAAUGCUGGAAAAUGCGGAAAAAAUCAGUCCGGAAGUUCUUAUGAACACACGCAAUUUCGUUUGUUACUUAAAGUCUAUUGAAUUUAGCAAAACUGCUUAAAACGUGUUAAGUUAGUGUAGAUAUAUUAUUUAAGUUUCGUAUUUUAUAUUUAUUAUACAGAUGAAACUGUUUGUGUAAUCGUGCAUACACGUAAAUGUCAUCCAGGUACUGUAUUUAGUAUAGUUUUGAUUAAGUUUGUUAAAUUAGCAUUUUAAUUUUAUUAUCUUGCAAUUUAAUUGUUAACUUGAUAAGACAAAAUAAGGGAUACAAUGUUGGAGUUAAAACGGUUUUGAACAUAAUGAAAUUAAAAUUCCUCCGAUUUAGGAAAUUUUUUU
This is a messenger RNA of Papilio xuthus (Asian swallowtail), 3102 nucleotides long. RefSeq lists its product as uncharacterized. The transcript has 4 exons. Gene Ontology annotation, molecular function: zinc ion binding. The coding region runs from base 164 to 2827 and encodes 887 amino acids. The record is from RefSeq and is a predicted model, not a curated record. Gene Ontology annotation, cellular component: nucleus. Lineage: Eukaryota; Metazoa; Arthropoda; Insecta; Lepidoptera; Papilionidae.